Molecule: messenger RNA, 740 nt
Organism: Klebsormidium nitens
Lineage: Eukaryota; Viridiplantae; Streptophyta; Klebsormidiophyceae; Klebsormidiales; Klebsormidiaceae
Source: the annotation of a GenBank genome assembly
GAGAAGGUGAGGGUUCCAUUGAUUCGACCGUUGCAAUUACGGAGAAGCACAUUUACUAUGCGUGGGUCGGACAAAAAGGGGGGACGCACGCGGCGCUGUGGGGAUUGGUCCCAAUGCUGCCCCCCGCCGCGCGCGCACGCGAAACGAUGGCCGCGAUGACGGCGGCAAACCUGGCGCUGCUGGAAAAGGACCAGGAGGAGCUGAACCGCAUGCUCGUGCUUGCAUUGAAGCUGUACCGGGUCAAGUCGCGGGGUUCCGUAACCGUCACCUCCACCGACGCGGCCGCCGAGCCAACAGUCGACUUCGCGUACUUCACCCACCCGGACGACGUUUCGGACGGCAUCGAAGGCGUCCGCAUCCUCAAGGCCGUCCGUGACUCCCGCGCCCUGACCCCCCUGAAGUGGGAAAAAGUGCCCGGGACGCUCCUCCGACUGGUUCCCGACCUGGCAAACCUCCCUCCUGGGGCGUACCGGGGCGCCCUGCCGCUGAUCCCUGACCUCGACGACGAGUCGGCGGCUACCACGUGGCUGAAGGCUGACGUGUGCACGAGCUGGCACAUGCACGGCACGUGCCGGGUGGGGGAGGUUGUAGAUGAGGAGCACCGGGUGAAGGGCGUCGGGGGACUGCGCGUCAUGGACGCGUCAGUCUUCCGCGACUCCCGGGGGACUAACCCCAUGGCCACCAUCAUGGCCGUCGGGCGGGCGUUCGGCCUGCGGAUGCGGAAGGAGCGGGGCACGUGA